Messenger RNA from Aspergillus ruber CBS 135680, 1008 nucleotides. RefSeq lists its product as uncharacterized. Bases 1 to 1008 code for a protein of 335 amino acids. NCBI's taxonomy places the organism in Eukaryota, Fungi, Ascomycota, Eurotiomycetes, Eurotiales, Aspergillaceae. The transcript has a single exon. The record is from RefSeq and is a predicted model, not a curated record.
AUGCCUUCAUUUGAUCGUGAGAAUACCUCCCCCAAGAAUAGCAGGAUGUUCAUCCGGAUUAUCGAUCCAUACUCACGAUUCGCAGCUCGCCCAGACGCUGCCGAUACUGACGGCAUCGGCUUGCCAGAUUCAGGGAAAGACCCGAAUGGAGCUCAAAGCUACGAUGAUGGGAUGUACUACGGUACUUCCACAUCACAAGCACCACCCGCGGCGUUAUCACCGUCUAACGUAUCACCAUAUGAAAGCACUGCCAGUAACAACAACGACGUCACGCCUACAACAUCUUCAGCAAACGGCAAUACUACUAGCAGUACCACAGACAAUUCCAACAGCGACGGCGGCGGCAGCGGCGGCGGCUUGAGAACAAACACCAAAAUCGCCAUUGCCAUCCCCGUUGCCGUAGGCGGCGCAGCACUCAUAGCAGCCCUCGUCUUCCUAGUCCUGUUCAUGCGCCGACGCAAGCAACGCAAAGCAACAGGAGGAGCAAAUACACCUGUCAAUUCACAAGUAUACAUACCAAAAGGAAACCAACAUGGACAAGCAACCCCGCAAAUGGAAAUGGCUGCAGCUACCGACCCAGCCUCAGUCCCGUCAAACAAUGACGGCUGGACAAUGCCGUCCCAAACACACAACCUGCAACCACCCUUCGACGGCCCUCUCCCGCAACAACACAAUUCAGCACCGGUUCUCCCUGAAACGUACCGCUCAAAUGACCCAGGUAUGGGAAUCGGAUUAGCUCUAACACCUGAGCACCCAGUUCCCUCGCCAUCGCCCCCGUCAGCGGGUGCAGGUGCGGCAUUCCCGCGCUCCAGGUCACCGUUUAAUCAUCCCGAUGAUACGUUAUCAGACAUUUCGAGGGUUAGCGGGCGGCGACGUGAUAUCAAUGGUGAUGAGGCUGGAGAUGCGGAUGCAGAUGCGGAUCGUGCGAGUGUCAUUUCUUCUGUUUCGUCGAUUGAUGAGCAUGGACAUGGUCAUGGUCAUGGUCAUCGGGAGCUUGGCGGGCAUUGA